AUGGUCAAAAUGAAUGAAUAUGAGAGAAAACGUCAAGAAAACAUCGAGACUAAUCAGAAAAUAUUACGUGAAAUGGGUCUUGAGAGACCACUAUCGUUUUCUUUGCAAAAACCACCUCCAACACCAAAAAAACAACCUCCUACUCAAAAAACUAAUAAAAGAAAACGCUAUGCAGGAGUUGAAAAAAAUAGAAUCUUGAGGUCUUUAAGAACAAGAACAAUCACUAUUGAAAAUUUAGGGUCAGCAGGUGGUCCAAGAAGAUCCAAAAGAUUGGCAAAUAAGCCAACAAAAUCUUUUACGGAUGAAUGUUCCGAUGAAGAUAGUAAUGAUGAAUAUAGUAAUGAAGAAGAUAGUGAUGAUUAUGAAGCAAGACCUAGAAAAAUUUAUCGUCCAAAACCUCCAUUAAAUCCAAAUUGGCGUGAAACACGACCUGAUCCAAAACAAUUCGGUGAAAUUCCUAACGUUCCAGUCGGUACUUGGUGGUUCACUCGUAUGGAAUGUUGUCAUGCAGGAGUCCAUGGACCGCCUGUUGCUGGUAUUGCUUAUUAUAGUGAAGGGGCAACAAGUGUUGCAUUGUCUGGCGUGAGUGAAGCUUUUACUUAUACCGGAUCUGGUGGUAGAGACUUGAGAGGAACCGCAGAUAAUCCUAAAAAUUUAAGAACCGCUCCUCAGUCAAAAGAUCAAACUUUAACUUGUGGAAACCUUGCUUUGAAAAUUUCGUUUGAAACUAAAAAACCAAUUAGGGUCAUUAGAGUUGAAAGAUGGUGGGAAGAAGUAGGAGUGUCUGGUUUCAAGGUUUACAAGUAUGCUUUCAAAAGAUUACCAGGUCAAAAACCAUUAACAAUUAAAUAA
Messenger RNA from Entrophospora candida, 852 nucleotides. NCBI's taxonomy places the organism in Eukaryota, Fungi, Glomeromycota, Glomeromycetes, Entrophosporales, Entrophosporaceae. The record is from the annotation of a GenBank genome assembly.